Molecule: messenger RNA, 3690 nt
Organism: Cyprinus carpio (common carp)
Lineage: Eukaryota; Metazoa; Chordata; Actinopteri; Cypriniformes; Cyprinidae
Product: muscarinic acetylcholine receptor M2-like
Biological process (GO): adenylate cyclase-activating adrenergic receptor signaling pathway; regulation of heart contraction
Cellular component (GO): plasma membrane
Molecular function (GO): G protein-coupled acetylcholine receptor activity
Source: RefSeq, a predicted model, not a curated record
AAUCACACGACGCGCGAAACGCGUUCAUUCACCUGAACGUCACAUGCAUCUAAUCCAGUUAAAGCCCACGAGAUCAACCAAUGUGCCCAUCUCCCGACUAUAAAACCCGAGCCUGAUGCACCAUUUCACAUUUGCACGUAAACACCGUCAACUGAGAGAUAUUGAUGAAGCUUUGGCGCCUGUAAACUGAAGUGUGUUGAUGAUGUGAGAAUGAUGCUGUAAAGGGACCUCCUGCGUCUCCUCCCCUCCCUCCUGCUCUCCUACUCCUCAUUUCCACUCCUCGUUUCGCGUUCACCCACGAGAAGAGCUCCGACCGUCCAGCAUCAUGUCCUCAGACGUCCAGCUGCGUGACCAAACGGACCCGGACAGCAGCGUCCCCGCGGGCGCCAGGAGCGACUGAAAGCAGGUGUCAGAAGUCAUACAUCCUGCCCAUAGUGAACUGACUAGCUGUAUCUGAGUGUGGACGCCAUGGAUACAAUAAACUUCACCUUCUGGAAUGCCUCUGAGGGCAACGAGACCCUGGAGACGGUGGACGAGAGCCCGUAUAAGACAGUGGAGGUGGUGUUCAUUGUACUGGUGGCCGGCUCACUAAGUCUGGUGACUGUUAUCGGGAACAUCUUGGUCAUGCUCUCCAUCAAGGUAAACAGAAACCUGCAGACUGUCAACAACUACUUCCUGUUCAGCCUGGCCUGUGCUGACCUCAUCAUUGGCCUUUGCUCUAUGAACUUGUACACAGUCUACAUUGUGAUUGGAUACUGGCCGCUAGGCCCGGUUGUGUGUGAUUUGUGGUUGGCGCUGGACUACGUGGUCAGCAACGCUUCAGUCAUGAACCUGCUGAUCAUUAGCUUCGAUCGAUAUUUUUGUGUCACCAAGCCGCUCAGCUACCCAGUGAAGAGGACGACCAAAAUGGCAGGCAUGAUGAUUGCGGCGGCAUGGGUUUUGUCCUUCAUCCUCUGGGCUCCGGCCAUCCUGUUCUGGCAGUUUAUCGUUGGCGGGCGCACGGUGCCAGAGAAGGAGUGCUACAUUCAGUUCUUCUCCAACGCCGCGGUCACUUUCGGCACAGCCAUAGCUGCUUUCUACCUGCCCGUCAUUAUCAUGAUGGUGCUGUACUGGCAGAUAUCCCGCGCCAGCAAGAGCCGCGUCAAAAAGGACAACCGCAAGCCAUCAGGCGGCAACCUCGAUGUAGCCUCGUCCAAUCAGAUCCGUGAAAACACGGCCAACAAACCCACCAACAACAACCUAACAGCUGAAGAAACAGAUCGAGGACAGACCCAGCUAACAGAUGACGCCGCCAACCAACACGAUGCCAAACUCCAGAACGGCAAAGCGCCAUCCACGGCGAGUGGAGAAGCAGAGGCGGAAGAUGGAGGACGAGGAAACUGCCUUCCCGUGGAGGAGAAAGAAACCUCCAAUGACUCCACCUCUGGCAGCGGUGCAGUAACCAAUCAAAAGGACGAGGCGGCGCCAUCCAAAGCCAAUGACAACCAGGCUCCCACAAGGCACCGCGCAAAAGCUGGAGGCUCCAAACUGACAUGCAUCAAGAUCAUCACCAAAUCGCCAAAGGGUGACUGUUAUGCACCUUCGAACGCGACGGUGGAGAUCGUCCCGGCCACCGAGAGACAGAACCACGUGGCGCGGAAAAUCGUGAAAAUGACCAAGCAGCCACCCAAGAAGAAAAAAGCGCCGCCCUCUCGGGAAAAGAAGGUGACGCGCACCAUCAUGGCCAUCCUGGUGGCGUUCGUGGCUACCUGGAUGCCCUACAACGUGAUGGUCCUCAUCAACACCUUCUGCUCCAGCUGCAUUCCCAACACCGUGUGGACCAUCGGAUACUGGCUCUGCUACAUCAACAGCACGAUCAACCCCGCUUGCUACGCCCUCUGCAACAUCACCUUCAAAAAGACCUUCAAACACCUGCUGCUCUGCCAGUACAAGAACAUACGCUCGGCCCGAUGAGCAGCAACAAAUAGUGUGUGCAUGCGUUAUAUUUUACAUGUGUGUUCUGGUGACAAAGGUACACGUGUGGAUGUGUUUGUAUGUGUGGAAAGAUGCAGUAAAACAGCAAUUAUAAAAUGAAGAUUAGACCCAUCAACACCCAUCAUAUACAAAGUUUUAAGAAUCCUCCAUCCUUGUAGUUUGGCGAAUUUGACACUGUCAGCUACAAGUACUUUAUUUUAACGCAUUUAAAAUCACAGAUUUCCCCUAGUGUAAAAAGGUGCGUCUGGGCAGAUAUGUGAUUGCAUUCGUUGUUUUUUAUAUAUAAAGAUAAUCUAUUGUAGCACUUUACAUACGCAUAGAGGUGAUGCAUGUCACAAAAGAAGGAAAAGAAGUGCUUAAAUAUUUGAUUUAUAAACAAAAAAGUAAAAAAACAAAACAAUAUGAGCAAAUAGAUGGUGAGAUUGGAGUCUGUACUAUUCAAUAAUACACAAAUAAGGGGACAACAGGGCUGACUGAAGAUCCAAACCAAAUGUGUUUGAGCUUCAGUAUAAAAUCACACCUGUAUAUACGUGUAUAUAAUCAUGUACUGUAUCCGUGUCGUGUAUGUGUGGUUGCAUGCUGGAUGACGGUGCCUAUGUAAGUUUGUAGCUAAAGUCAACAUGAAGCCUGUUUAUUUCUGUAACCAGAGUGAAAUUUAUAUCUUGAUUUUAUUUAGAUUGCAAACAGAGUUUUAAUAAUGUGCACCAAUGAAUCGUGCAAAAUAAGACCAGAAAUAUGCAUUAAGGAAGUAAACGGCUCAUGUUGACUUUAAAGCUUCGAUAAAUGCAAGCAUCUAUGAUGACAGUACGACAGGUUGCUGGCUGCAGGGUUUGUGUGUAUUUGUUGUGUGUGUGUGUGUGCUCUCCGUGAGCAAUAAGAGGGUUGAAGAGGCUCUCAGAUGUGCCCGUAUGUUAAAGUGGAUGAGUUUUGAGUGCUCGGGGUCUCCAGGGAUGCAAAUCUAAACCUUUUAAAGUGAACAGACGCACAGGAUGAAGAGGCUCUCACAGGCACGCAGCCAUUAGCAUCCACCUCACCUCUGCUUUGCAUUUACACAAAACAGUUCACUCACGCUUGGGCGAAAAAAGGAAAACACCAGCCACGCGAGCACUAAUUUAGCAGAUACUCCAAAACCGGCUUGUGAAUCUGAGAAAGAAAAAAAAAAACUGAAAAAUAUUAAAAGGCCAAAACGCUUGCUUUCCGCCUCAUUGUACUGUUAAUGACAUGCCUGACACAUGCACGUCCAUGCAGAAGUGGUGCCUGAUGACCUGACCUGCCCUCUAGGCUCAUGAUCCGCCUGCAGGCAAUGUGCUUGAAAGAGCGCGCGUGUGUGUGUGUGUGUGUGUGUUUGAUCACCUCGUCAGGAGGUUUAAUAUAACUCACAGGUUCUUGCCUUGUGAACUUAAAGGGCUAAAUACAUAAGCUUCCUCAUCUCAUCAUGAGACGCCAUUAGUUUUUUGAUUCAUUAAAACAGAUUAACAGAAUCCCCGCUCAGAGCGGAGGAUCAUGGGAAAUGUCAGUCAAUCGAUGACAGAGCAGCAGCUCAUAACUCUGACAGUGAUGCAUGCUGGGGGAAUAGAGCUCGUGUGCGAUAGACGAGCAUCUGCAUCAGAAACUGUAGCAACAAUGUUAAUAAAUGUACCGCGGUAAUGAAGUUUCACUCAAAAUAACACAGUUACUGUUGUAAAAUCAUAGUAAAGUAACAUGAAUCUCAUUCAA